AUACAGGCCGCAAAGCAUGGAUCGAGCCGAAGCCUUAUUGAGGUGGCGCUGAAGAAUGUACGGAAGCGAUUUCUUGAUCAAGCGACGUCUCGAUUCGCUCCAGACUCCUUCGAGUAUGAUACCGUCAAGUAUAGAAUGAAGAAGUUAUACGAUUCCACAGUAGGUGGAGGCAAGAAUGCACGAUCUGUUCUUGCGCUGGAUUCCUUUUGUGCGUUUAAUCCUGAUGCAAGUGCUGCGGAAGUGCAAACCAUGGCAGAGUGCGCCUCAUUGUUAGAAUUGAUUCAAAGCUUCUAUAUAAUACUUGACGAUAUUAUGGAUGGAGCAGAAACCCGACGUGGAAAAUUGUGCUGGUACAAGCAACCUGAUAUCGGUUUGGGCGCCAUUAACGAUGCAUUAUUGCUAGAUGCUUUCAUUGAGGAAAUAAUACGGUCUACUAUUCCAGGGAUUUGUAUGCCGCACAUCCACAAGUCGAUCGUUUAUGUAUUUCAUAUCAGAAGGUACGAGCAGCUGGUAGAAAUGAAGACGUCUCACUAUUCAUUUUUUCAUCCCAUAGAGAUGUCUAUGUUGGUGAGCGACCGACUCGACAAUCACCAAGUUGUGCGGCGGCUUGCUUAUCAAAUAGGAUUCCUUUUCCAAUCACAGGACGAUCUUCUCGACGUGUUUGGUGAUCCAGCUAUGACGGGUAAAGUCGGCACCGAUAUACAAGAUGGGAAAUGCACUUGGAUAAGCGUUCGAACUGCACAGAAGUUACGAGGGAAACCCGAAAUGAGCUUCUUCAAGGAACACUAUGGCAAGCCUGUUCCCGAAAGUGUCGCAAAAGUCAAGGAGCUUUUUGAAAAGCUGAAAAUUCAAGAUGAGUUCCUGAAGUUCCAGAGGAAUUUCUCGGAGAAGGUGAGAAACGACAUCGAUCAAAUACCUCUGCGGUUGUCGCCACUGAGGCCAGUCUUGUUAGAAGUUCUCAAUAGGUUGAUAGAUCGGAAGAAAUGA
Messenger RNA from Ostertagia ostertagi, 987 nucleotides. NCBI's taxonomy places the organism in Eukaryota, Metazoa, Nematoda, Chromadorea, Rhabditida, Trichostrongylidae. The record is from the annotation of a GenBank genome assembly.